AUGGCAGAACGAUAUGAACGCCAGGAAAAACUAGGUGAAGGCACAUAUGCUACUGUCUACAAAGGAAAGAAUGUGUUUUCAGGUGAAAUAGUUGCACUUAAGGAAAUAAAUCUUGAUUCGGAAGAAGGAGCUCCAUCGACAGCAAUACGCGAGAUAUCCCUAAUGAAAGAACUCAAGCACGAAAACAUUGUCAGAUUAAUGGAUGUCAUUCACACCGACUAUAAGUUAAUGCUUGUUUUUGAAUACAUGGAUCAGGAUUUAAAAAAAUACAUGGACACACAUGGAAGAAACGGAGCGCUCGAUCAUUUUGUUAUCAAAUCAUUUAUGAAGCAGAUGCUUAAAGGCAUCGCAUUCUGUCAUGAAAACAGAGUGCUUCAUCGAGAUCUUAAGCCACAGAAUUUGCUCAUCAACAAACACGGUCAGCUGAAAUUGGCCGAUUUCGGCCUCGCGCGUGCAUUCGGUAUACCUGUGACUACUUACUCGAACGAAGUUGUCACUCUCUGGUACCGAUCCCCGGACGUUCUUCUUGGUUCUAGACAAUACAACACUUCAAUUGACAUAUGGUCCGCCGGCUGUAUUAUGGCCGAAAUGUAUUCGGGGAGACCUUUGUUUCCGGGUACUACCAACGAAGAUCAACUCAUAAAAAUAUUUAGAUGCAUGGGGGUGCCGAAUGACGUUACCUGGCCUAAUGUAACUCAAUCUCUUGAUUUCAAACCGAAUAGAUACAAAAUCCCUAAUCCAACUGGGUUACAAUCGCAGGUGCCCAUGAUGGAUAAGGAUGCAUUGGAUUUAUUGACUCAGAUGUUAGUGUAUGUUCCGGAUAGAAGGAUAACGGCCAAGGAAGCACUGGAGCAUAGAUAUUUCGCUGACAUGCUUCCAUCUCCUAUUGACACUACGCGCGUCAUGUCUGCCCAAGCGACUCCAAUUUCGCACCCUCUUUCAAUUGAUCAUAUGGACUCCACUCCCGCAAGCUCGACUACGACUCUUGUUGGAUCAGCUCAAAGUAGUGCUAGUAUGACGCUUGGAGGAGUAACAGUACCAGUAGCUACAACUCAAACAAUACCAAAUGUUACCCAGAUGAACGUUACGCAAUUGAAUCCGACUCAUAUGAAUGCAACUAGGAUGAACCAUGGCCAUUUACAGAAUCCGGCUCCAUCGACAACGUUAAAUGCGAUGAAUACAAUGAAUCCACUGAAUGCGACGCAGAUGAACGGAAGACUAGCUACUAAUACUAUUAGGGUAAUGCCACCGCAACAGAUAGGGAUUCAGCAUGAACAUGCAGAUGAACGGCAUGCAAUUGGCACCAAUGAAUAA
Molecule: messenger RNA, 1314 nt
Organism: Paraglomus occultum
Lineage: Eukaryota; Fungi; Glomeromycota; Glomeromycetes; Paraglomerales; Paraglomeraceae
Source: the annotation of a GenBank genome assembly